Molecule: messenger RNA, 1953 nt
Organism: Penicillium chermesinum
Lineage: Eukaryota; Fungi; Ascomycota; Eurotiomycetes; Eurotiales; Aspergillaceae
Product: CLPTM1 family protein
Exons: 4
Coding region: 1-1953 (650 amino acids)
Cellular component (GO): membrane; endomembrane system
Source: RefSeq, a predicted model, not a curated record
AUGCCGGAGCAACAGCGCAGGCAAGAGCCAGAGUCCACGGGUUCGGGCUUCAAGGGGGCCCUCCAAGGUCUCGGUCUCUUUUUACUCAUCCAAUUUGGUAUGAGCCAAUUUUUUGGCAGCAAGCAGAAUGCGAACACCAAUGCUGGCGCCAGUGCGCCAAGUGCUGUGCCUGCCUUCGUCGAUCGACCCCAUCCGAGCGAGAUUGCCGAGCCCAGCCUCGUUCCUGAUCUCAUUGCCCCGAUCUGGGCCCCCGACAGCGCCGUCGACAUUAACAUCUACGUGACUCCAUCGAUCGCGGUUCCUUCCUUCAAAUCUGCGGCUGGUGAGCUGGUGAUGCAGGAAAAGAACUUCACGAUUGGAAACUACAGCGACACGCGUGAGAUCGAUACCAUCAUCCAGGUCCCGAAACAGGUCCAGCACAAUGGAACUUUGUGGGCUCACUUCUUUGUCGCUCGCACUGGGUACCAGCUAGAUCCGGCUGCCAAGGAUUAUAGCUCUGAUAACGCGGUCUAUUUCCCUCGGCCACUGAACCAGUACCUCCCCAAGAAGAAGGCAAAGAAGUUGAAGAAUCUCCUGUCUGGACCUGAGGAAGGAGAGCAGGAAGAGGAAGACGAUGGUACCCCGGAUGUUCAGAUCGUUUCUUACUAUCACCCCAACUUUACCGUUUCUAUCAUCCCAGACUCCGGUAUAUUGAAAUUUUCCCAGGUGCAGCCUGCUGUUCGACAGUAUGUCCAGUUGGAACGCACUGGCGCACGCGACGCCAGUGGCAAGCAUGGAUGGUACUACCCAAUUCUUUUCUUGAACACUUUUUGGCAGCUUAAAAGCCACAUGAGAGAGCUGAAUUCCACCGUUGAGAAUGUUCCGCUGCGUAUUACUCUUGAUAACAUGGCCAACUGGAAGUUCAACAUCUUGUCAAGUAUUGACGAGGGUUCGAAACACAGCGCUCGCCAGGCUGCAUAUGGUGGCCCGGUUCCUGGCGGUGGCGAUGGCACGGAAUGGGAGAUGGUUAAGGAGAUCCUGCUUGACACCAACAUCUAUCUCCUGGGAACCACUGGUAUUGUUACUAUCCUGCACAUGAUUUUCGAAACCUUGGCGUUCAAGAACGAUAUUUCCCACUGGCGCAAGAAGAAGGACGUUGUCGGUACAUCUGUGCGGUCGAUCCUGGCCAAUGUCUUCAUGCAGGGUGUCAUUUUCUUGUACCUAAUGGACAACAGCGAGAACACAUCAUGGAUGAUUCUUGCCAGUCAAGGUUUUGGAAUCUUGUUAGAAGCGUGGAAAAUCACCAAGUCCGUCGACGUCCGUUUGCGCCCGCCGCCCACCGGCUCGUUCUUUUCGUUCUUGCCUUAUGUCAUUGUGUUCGAGGACAAGCAUAAGCUCACCGAGACUGAGAAGAAGACCCAAGAGUAUGAUGAGAUUGCCUUCCGCUAUCUCUACAUCGUUGCGGUUCCAUUGCUUCUUGCCUACGCUGCUUACAGCCUGAUGUACAACACCCACAAGUCCUGGUACUCGUACAUUAUCGAGACCCUUGUAGGAAGUGUAUACGCCUAUGGCUUCCUCAUGAUGGUUCCCAGUCUGUACAUCAACUACCGCCUCAAGUCUGUGGCCCACAUGCCCGGCAAAGCGCUCACGUACAAGUUCCUGAACACUUUCAUUGACGACCUCUUUGCUUUUACUGUGAAGAUGCCCUGGCUGCACAGACUGGCCACUCUUCGUGACGAUGUCAUCUUCUUCAUUUGGUUGUACCAGGGCUGGAAGUACAAGGUUGACUACACUCGCGUCAACGAAUUUGGCCAGGGAGGUGAUACUGACGACGAAGAUGAGAAUGGUAAUGAGCAUACUGAAAAACCAACGACCACGAACGAGGCCUCGGAUGAGCAAUUAGCUGCCGCGCAGCCCACUGCUACGCAGAGCUCUUCAAAUGCCAAGUCCAAGCCUGCCCGCAAGCGCAAAUGA